This is a messenger RNA of Oldenlandia corymbosa var. corymbosa, 1083 nucleotides long. Lineage: Eukaryota; Viridiplantae; Streptophyta; Magnoliopsida; Gentianales; Rubiaceae. The record is from the annotation of a GenBank genome assembly.
AUGACCAAGAGUAAAUUUGGCAAGGGUGGCAAAUCUAUUCACCGAGGUGCACAAGCUACUCAUGGAAGAAGGAGAGAUUCACCCCAAGACACUCUAGAGAUAUCACAUAAUGAGACGAAUGAUAUUCCACGUUCAAGAUCAACAAUAGACAAGAAUCAAUACCAAUCACAUGAACGAGUGGAAGAAGAAAGGGGUUUUAUGUCUCAUGAUGCAAGAGAAACAAAUGACAUUGUUCACCGCUCAGGUUCUCAGACAAAUAAUGAGAACUCUCAAUCGCAUAUUAAGGAUGCUAGAUCAGAGAUUAAGGUGUACAAGGGAAAAGUACGCAUUUUCAGUGAUGGGGCCAGAAAAACAUCAAAAAAGUUUACGGAGAAAAUUGAUGUAGGAGGGUUCACGUGGUCAAAAGUUUCUCAACCCACCAAGGACUUCUAUUUUUAUGAGUUUAAGGAAGUUAGAGAUGGUCGGCCGCCAACAGCACACGAGUUAUUCUUGCACACGCACACGAAAAAACAAGAUCGAAAGACAUUUGUUGAUGGUAAAUCAAAAAAAAUUAAUGACAAUGUGAUACAAUUGACUAAAAGACACAAGGCAAACCAUGAAUCUGUGGAAGGUGAUCAGUCUCAUAAAUCAAUGGACAACGAUGACAUUUUUUUUGAGGCUGCAGGUGGUAAGAAAAAAGGAAGAGUCUAUGGUCUUGGGUGCCAAUCAUCUACAUAUUUUCCGUCACCAAUUGAAAAGAUAGCUGCAACACAGACUUUGGAAACAGAGUCACGAUACAAGAAAGCCAUACUUGUUAUGAGUAAGGAGUUGAAAGCUGUAAAGAAGCAAUUACGAGCUGAAAGGACUCUUUGGGAAAGUAAGUUUAAUGGCUUAUGUGGACAUCUUGGCUUCUCAACUGAGAGCGUGCAAAUUAAAGGUAAGCAAAGUGUUGAAUUGGAGAAUUAUACUUCAGAUAGUAGUGAUGAUGAUGAUGAAAUCCGAUCACAAGAAGGUUCUAUGGAUUAUGGCGAUGAGGAAGAUAACGAGUCAGAUAGCGGUUCGAUGGAUUCGGGAAAUGAGGAUUGUAGCGAAUCUAAUGGAUAG